Molecule: messenger RNA, 1244 nt
Organism: Sclerotinia trifoliorum
Lineage: Eukaryota; Fungi; Ascomycota; Leotiomycetes; Helotiales; Sclerotiniaceae
Source: the annotation of a GenBank genome assembly
CUUAAAAAUACUUCUCCAACAAAAUGCCAAGAAAGGAAUAAGUACUAGCGGCCGCUCUCCGCAAAAUUAUUUCUCCACCUCUUUCGAUUAAAAAAAAAUAACUUUGGAAAAGCUUUACACCAGCUAACAAACGACAAGCCAUUACAAAACAACAUACUUGGAGGAGGAACUCCACGCAUGAAUAUAAUUCCGAUACGUUGCAGCGCGUACUUUAUCGGACAGACUGUCCAUCGUCGAUUGUUCGUAAAUUCCUUUUCUCGAGGAUCGAAUUGAAUACUUGGUUCGAGAACGAAGUAUUCCCCAUCACUUCUACAUCGAGGCGCAUCCAACCAGAAGCACAACAGUAAUAUCCCAGAAAGCAGCAAAAGAAGAAAGACAGACAGACAAGAUGGUACAAGGUGCUCUUAAAUCAACUAAAAGUGCAUUGGCGGGUGGGAAUAGAGCGAAUGGGGCGGGGAAAAAAGCGGCGUUGGGACCGAAGAAGGGGCAGAGGGUUAUUAAGGCUAAGAGGGAGGGGUUGAGGAGGAGUGAGGUUUUGAGGAAGGUUAGUGAUUUUGAGAGUUUUCUUUUGGGGUUUUGUGUGCAGGGGAUAGUGGAAGGUUGGAAAGAAAUAUGAUGACGCACUUACAUAUGCAUGGCUUUCCUAGUGGCUUCCUCGAAAGAGUUGAGGCUUCUUUGACGAGUACAAGUACCUGUCUGAUUUUGGAUUUCUUGUAUUUUUAAGGGAGGGGAUGAAGCGCGAGUUGGAAUAAUGAACAUAAGAGUCUUUGCUAACGGACUCUUCAAAUAGAAACACUCAGCAGGCUUAACAGCUAUGACGGAAAAAACGCUCGGUGCGAAAGCGGGACAUUUGGAGUUAUUGGGUGUAGGAAAGAAGAGUAAAGCAAAGGAUGGAAAGGGUGUGGAAACCAAGGGGAAGGGAAAUGCCGGAGCCACGGUUCAUGGUGGGCAGAAAGGUGGGACGAGGAAAUUUGGUUAGGGUGGUGUUAUGUUAAGUGCAACGAAAAGGAAGAGACAGGACGAUGACUUCUUUAAUCAAUACUGGACUGGAUGGAGUUUGGUUGGUGUUCACUUAUGAUAUGACUGGCUGGCUGGCGUUGAUGGAUAUGAAUAAAGUCAGGGAUAUGGGAAUGGGAAUUCAUGAGAUAGAAUUAUAAAGAUUCACAUACAGAAUGACGACUGAAAGAGACAUUAUAGAUAAAUCAUAAAUGCAUAUACACAGUACAAUACUGAAUAAUAUUACC